Drosophila grimshawi is the source of this 501-nucleotide messenger RNA. RefSeq lists its product as uncharacterized. The annotation marks the transcript as partial. The transcript is spliced from 2 exons. The record is from RefSeq and is a predicted model, not a curated record. Lineage: Eukaryota; Metazoa; Arthropoda; Insecta; Diptera; Drosophilidae.
UGGGUGACCGUUCGGCCACCAUGCCCCAUCGCUUGUGGCUUGCGCAGUCCGCGCAUCUGCGGCCGCACCUGGAGCGGCAUGUGUCGUCGCUUCAGUAACAUAUGCGAGCUGAUCACGCUGAAUCUCCAGAAUCGGGGCAGCAGCAGUCCGAGGUGGAUACACACACCGGAGACUGACUGCCGGCGGGUGCCAGGCAUGGGGGCGGCGAAUGAGUUCUGGUGCCAACGGGAGUGUACCAUUCGUCCGGUGGUCUGUAAACGCUCGUCGCCCCAUGGCGAGAUUUGCGCACGUUCACUCGACGGUCGGUUGUGCAAGCUGGUGGCGAAUCAAUGCCAGCUGCGCAACAAAAACUGCCACACUCAACCCCGGAACAAUUGGUUGCCGACGGACAGGCGUCGCUGUGCCGGGAUGCAGCUGACCGAUAAUGAUAUGCCCUGUGUUAGUCUGCCGACCCAGGUGACAAUUAGGCCAGUGCUGCCGCCAACGCCUGGCCGUGCCUAA